UUCAAACACGCUGCUCUCUUACGUCCCGUCCGUGAGCAGUGAGCUGGCCGCGGAGGAGAUUUCUCCUUCUGGUCGGAUCUUAUCUUUUCUCCAACUGAGGCUCUUUUCUUGUCUUUCUACGCGCUUUGGCAGAUAUCGGAGUAGUGAGGUCGGCGCGUUGGUGCUCAGUCGGCAGCAGAUCUUUUUGUCCUUGCGCUGCGCCUCCGUGGCAAUGGAUUGAUUUCAGUGUUUUUUCUCCGACCUCUGCCUCGACCAAGUUGAGAAAACAGUCUCUCUAACCUGCGGCUCUUUUUUUUUUUCUUUUCUUCUUCCAGCUACAUGUUUCAUCCGGCCAGUUUUAAAAGUACCUGGCUCCGGAUGUUUCUGCACAUUUUAGGACUUUGAACUUUUUGGUUUUUUUCUCCUUGUGCAUUUACAGGAGGUGGAUUUUAAGGAUUUUUUUUUUUUUUUUUUUUUUUUUUUCUCUAAAUAAAAAAAAAAAAAAAAAUCUUCUCCGGGGGUUCCUGAAUCCUGCAAAGAUUUAUUUGUGAAAAGUGAUGGCCGAGCGGGGAGCUCUGUCGCUCCUCUCUCUCCUCUGUCUCACCUUUCUCCACACCGAGACCGCGGCGGCUAAGCAUGUCGACAAAGGUUCAGCAGCGCAGCCCUUCAGCCCCUUCUGGUUCACAGUGGAGCCCCAGGACACACUGGCCAUUCGGGGCAACUCGGCAUUGCUCAACUGCUCGGCCCACAGCGACUCGGCUACGACGGCGCGCAUAGAGUGGAAGAAAGACGGCACCUUCAUGAGCCUGGGUUCAGAUGAGAGACGACACAUUCUUCCCGAUGGCUCGCUGUUCUUCAACCAUGUGGUCCACUCUAAGCACAAUAAGCCUGACGAGGGCACCUAUCAGUGCGUUGUCACUAUCGACAACCUGGGAUCCAUUUCCAGCCGCACGGCCCGUCUCUCCGUAGCAGGGAUGCCCAGGUUUGCCAGCCAGCCAUCGCCGGCCACUGUGCAUCAAGGGAACAGCCAUGUGGUGCCAUGUGAGGUCAAUUCUGAUCUGGUGCCCUUCACUCGGUGGGAGAAAGACCGCCAGCCGCUGGAGUUGAGCGCCAGGCUGGUCCAGCUGCCCAGCGGAGCCCUGGUGAUCAGCAACGCCUCGGAGGCCGACGCUGGGCUUUACCGCUGUCUGGUGGAAAAUGUGGGGCCGUCCAAGUCCAGCGAUGAGGCUCAGCUCCAGAUAGUUCCAGAAACUGGAGAAGACAGGAAGCUGGAGUUCCUGGUGCAGCCUGUGUCUGUGACCAAGGUGGUGGGCGCCAGCGUGCUUCUGCCCUGCGCGGCCACCGGUUACCCAGUGCCGCACAUCCGUUGGAUGUUUGGAGACAAGCUGCUAGAAGAAAGUGAGGGUCGUGUGGAGCUGCUGGGAGGAGGUAGUAUCCAGAUCUCCAACCUUACAGAGGAGGAUGCCGGCAUCUACACCUGCAUGGCGGACAAUGCCAACGCAACCAUCGAAGCUCAGGCCCAACUCACCUUACAAGUUCCUCCCCAGUUUGCCAAGCGGCCAGCCAACAUUUAUGCCCAUGAGUCCAUGGAUAUCGUCUUUGAGUGUGAGGUUUCAGGCUCACCAGCUCCCACUGUCAAAUGGGUCAAGAAUGGAGAUGCUGUCAUCCCCAGUGACUACUUCAAAAUAAUUAAGGAGCACAACUUGCAGGUUCUGGGUCUGGUCAAGUCAGAUGAGGGUUUCUAUCAGUGCCUUGCAGAAAACGAUGCAGGCAACAUCCAGUCCAGCGCACAGCUCAUCAUCUUAGAUCACGACGUAGCCCUGCCCUCUUUCCCUCCCCCUUCACUGACUCCUAACACUACUGACCAUGUAACGCCAGGCUCCGGAGGCGUAGCCAGUCCAGCAGGGCCCACCCCCUCUGGUCCCCGAGACGUCGUGGCUUCGUUGGUUUCCACUCGCUUCAUCAAGCUGACCUGGCGCCCGCCGGCCGAACCCCACGGAGACGAGUUAACCUACUCUGUUUUCUACAGCCAGGAGGGCACUAGCAGGGAGCGAGUAGUGAAUACCAGCCGUCCGGGCGAGAUGCAGGUCACCAUCCAGAACCUCAUGCCAGACACCAAAUAUCGCUUCAGGGUUGUGGCCCACAACAGCAACGGCCAGGGAGAGAGCUCUGCAGCACUCAAAGUGGCCACCCAGGCUGAAGUCCAAGUGCCGGGCCCUGCUCCUAACCUGCAGGCGGUGUCGAACAUGCCAACCUCGGUGUCUCUGAGUUGGGACAAACCUGUCACUGGCAACGGAGAGAUCCUCACCUACAAGUUGUACUACACAGACAAAGGCGUUGGCACCGAACAGGACGUUGACGUCGACAGUCAGUCAUAUACCAUGACCGGGCUGAAGAAGAACACAGAGUACAGUUUCCGUGUGGUGGCCAACAACAAGCACGGUCCAGGUGUCUCCACUGAGGACAUUGUAGUUCGCACCCUGUCUGACGUACCAAGUGCUCCCCCUCAAAACCUCACCCUGGAGGCCCAGAACUCAAAGAGCAUCAUGCUUCAGUGGCAGCCCCCACCCCUUAGUGGUCAGAAUGGGGAGAUCACCGGCUACAAGAUCCGAUACCGGAAAGGAUCCCGGAGGAGCGAAGCAGCCGAGACCACUGGAGGCACCCAGCUUUUCAAGCUCAUCGACGGUCUGGAGCGUGGAACAGAGUACGCCUUCCGGGUGUCGGCCAUGACGGUGAACGGCACGGGACCGGCCACCGAGUGGACCACAGCGGAGACAUUUGAGAGCGACUUGGAUGAAUCACGUGUGCCAGACCAGCCCAGCUCCCUCCACGUCCGACCCCUGGUCAACAGCAUCGUGGUGAGCUGGACGCCGCCAGAGAACCAGGACAUUGUGGUGCGCGGUUACACCAUCGGCUAUGGCAUCGGCAGUCCCCAUGCUCAGACUAUCAAAGUGGACUACAAGCAGCGCUACUACACCAUCGAGAACCUUGACCCCAGCUCUCACUAUGUGAUCACACUGAAGGCCUUUAACAACGUGGGUGAGGGGAUUCCUGUGUAUGAGAGCGCCAUCACCAGACCACAGUCAGACCCCAUAGACCCCGAUGUUGACCUCUACGAAAUCUUCCAUGCUUCAUACACCCCAGUACCAGACCCCUCUCCCAUGAUGCCUCCUGUGGGUGUUCAGGCCUCCGUGCUGAGUCACGACACCAUCAAGGUGACCUGGGCCGACAACUCGCUUCCCAAGAACCAAAAGAUCACAGAUAACCGCUUCUACACAGUGCGCUGGAAGACCAACAUCCCUGCCAACACUAAAGUGAAGAUGGCCAACACCACUAGCCUGAACCACAUGGUGACGGGAUUGAAGCCCAACACACUAUACGAGUUCUCCGUCAUGGUGACCAAAGGCCGCCGCCUGAGCACGUGGAGCAUGACUGCACAGGGCACCACCUUUGAGACCAUUCCCAGCUCCUCCCCCAAAGACGUGACCGUGGUGAGCAAAGAGAACAAGCCUCGCACCAUAAUUGUCAACUGGCAACCUCCCUCUGAGGCCAAUGGAAAGAUCACUGGCUAUAUAAUUUACUACAGUACAGAUGUAAACGCUGAGGUCCACGACUGGGUUAUUGAACCAGUCGUGGGCAACCGCCUGACCCACCAGAUCCAGGAGCUUACGCUGGACACCACCUACUAUUUCAAGAUCCAGGCCCGAAACUCAAAGGGCAUGGGCCCCAUGUCUGAGGCCGUACAUUUCCGCACUCCUAAGACUGAGUCCUCUGACAAAAUGGCUAAUGACCAAGCUUCAAAUCUUCUACCGAAGCCAGGGCCUUCAGGAAACCAACAUCCACAGGACCCUGGAAAUGCAGUUGGGGUGGGAGGCAAUACUGAAAAUCACAUCCUGGUCAUUGUCAUCAUCGUCUCAGUGGGAGCCUUCACCAUCAUCGUGGUGGUGGUUGGGGCCUUCCUGUGUACACGGCGCACCACGUCCCACCAGAAAAAAAAGCGUGCUGCCUCAAAGUCCUCAAACGGCUCCCACAAAUACAAGGGAAACUCCAAAGACCUGAAGCCACCUGAUCUUUGGAUUCACCACGAGAGGCUGGAGCUCAAGCCCAUGGACAAGUCGCCAGACCCCAACCCAGUCAUGACCGAAACGCCAAUCCCCCGCACCUCGCAGGACAUCACGCCGGCUGACAGCACCCUGGACAGCAACCCCCACCUGCAGCAGCGGCGUAACUCCUACCGCGGCCACGAAUCAGAGGACAGCAUGUCUACACUAGCAGGCCGACGAGGGAUGAGGCCUAAAAUGAUGAUGCCUUUUGACGCACAGCCGCCUCAGCCUGUGAUUAGUGCUCACCCCAUCCAUUCCCUUGAUAACCAUCACCACCAUUAUCACAUGGGCAGCCUGGCGUCGCCGACACGCAGCUACCUCUACCACCAGGGCAGCGGGCAUCCACGCCCGCACGCCUGCGCCACCCCCAUCUCCCAUCUAGACAGGGUGGACUCUACAGAGUCAGUGAGGAAUACCCCCAGUUCAGAGCCCCUCCCUCCAGCCACCGCCUCCUCCCAGGUCUCCUGCCCCUCGGAGAUCAUGGCCGACCCCGAGGGCAGCUACCACGGCUCCACCACCACAGAGGAGGAGCCCAGCUACUCCAGCAACCUGCCCCCUCACCGCUCGGCCCACCCGCACGCCCACGCCCACCCACUCAAGAGCUUCGCCGUACCUGCAAUCCCAGCCACCAGCCAUCCAUCGUACGAGUCACCUGCCCUGCCCAGCACUCCCCUGCUGGCUCAGACCGGGCCUCCCUCUCACCCCCACGUUGUUAAAACAGCCUCUAUUGGAACACUAGGAAGGACACGAACACCGAUGAUAGUCACCGUGCCCAACGCCCCUGAUGUGCCAGAGACCAGCAAGAUGCUGGAAGAUGUAGACAGCGUGCUUGCCUCCCUCCCCCCCUGCCCCUCCCCCGCCCCUCGCAGUAACCCUGUUCCUCUCCCUCAGAGCUACGAGCCCGACGAGCUGACCGAGGAGAUGGCCCACCUUGAGGGCCUGAUGAAGGACCUGAACGCCAUCACCACAGCGCCAUGAGCAUGCACACACACCUUCACAACACAUGUAGACACACUUUCUCUGUCAUCCACACACACACACACACACAUACAGAAAGACACACUCUCGAAAGUCAAACAAAACGCAACGAAACAUAAACCUUGGGAACCAGAGGCUGGUGGACACAAAAUGGCUUCUUGUGCCCAAGAAAAACUCUCAUGUCCCCCUGCAGAGAAAAAAAAACAAACAAACUCCAGACUGAAACUUAGGAACUUUUUUUCAGCUUACCUUGCUCAGUCUCAGGAAGGAGAUUGCCAUGAGAGGGAAGAAAAAGUGUCACACUUCAUCUUUUUAUGAAGAACCAUUCUCAGAGACAAUGAACUUUAAAACAUUGGUCGCUAUCAACCGGAAGAUUGUGAAUUUUUUCCUCAGCAAAAAUACGUACGGUAGGUUUUUUUUGUUGCUAACGCUCACUCAAGAUGAGACAACGGUUGAUUCAAUGUCAAGUCAAAAGGAGAAAGUCCAAAAAUAUGCUGGUUUUGAUGUUGGUGCUCAUGCGGCGCAGUCUACACACAGUGUUUGUUUGAUUAGUGUUUUCUUUGUGCAUUUUGUAUAUCUAUUGGGCCGUUUCAGUGAAGUGAACAUUGGAUAUCAGCCCCCCCUUUACAAGCCUACAUUAUUCAUAAACGUGGUCAUUUUUGUUUUGUUUUUACCCCCUUGUGUCAUAUAUUGUGCCAUGACUUUUUAUUAUUUUCUAUGUUAUUGUAUUAUUUUUUUACACGCAUAUCCUUAUAAACAUGUACAUAUGUUGUGUUUUUUUUAAACUGCCUCGUUCUUUUGAUGUUUCCCAUGUUUCAUUAUUAUUAUUUGGGAUGAAAGUGGGAUUACAAAUGAGUCCUGAAGCUCAGUUUUCAUAUCAAAAGGGGAGAGAAGCCUGAUAUGUUUCUACAAGUACAUUCUUCUCUGGCAUUGUGUUGCCCGCUUUGUACAUUAAAACGUCUUCUUUUUCAGUCUUUUGUUUGUUGUGGGAGCUCCGUUUUAAAAGCCUUACCAACGUGUUUGUAUGUUGGACAGUCGAGAUGACUCGGCUCUCCGCGGAUGUCGCUCAGAGUUGUGCUGUCACUCACUGCCAGUGACAGGCAGUUUCUAUAUAAAUCUGUGGGACUUGACAGUAUCUCCUCACAGGUCAGGGGUACCCAGGACUCAGGGCGCUGACCCCCCCCCACCCCUACUAAAAAACAAACAAAAAAAAAACUCACAUGCCACCCAAUCAAUCAAUCACCUGCAACAGACGAGUUAUCUUUUUUACGAGAAGUUCGGUCGAAUAUGUGUGUCGUUUCAAAAAACCAAUAUUUGGUUUCAGACGUCUGUACUGCUGAACCACGUGUGCAUUUUCCCACAGCGGAGUGUGUUUGCUGUAUUUUCCUGCUGUUCUUCAUCUGAUGCCCUGGUUCUUUUACAAAUCUUAUAAGAUGCAAAGAUGUUGGCCUUUUGAAUGGGACUCCCAGAUUUUUUUUUACAUGGUAGUUUUUGUAUGAAGAAGAAAAAAAAGAAGCUUGUUCUAUACACAAAUCCGAUGUAAAAAGGAAAAAAAAGUUCAUCUAAGAAACUAGUUUUUCAUUACCCUCUUACCCAAAGAAAUUUGUCAUUUGCAAUCAUAGUAAUUUGCUCUACUUUUGUGAAUACCAUGUUUCUCAUAAAUGUACAUCGUCAUGAAUGUCAAUAUAACUGUAAGAGAUUUUAACUAUGGAUACAAACAAGGAACAAGUUUUGGGGAAAAAAUUAUUGAGAACAAACUGGGGGGAGAAAAAGGACCGGACUCCAUUUGGGAAAUAAUCUAUUGAGUUGUAAACAGUUGAACCUGUAUUGCACUUUUUCACAAUUUUUGAAAAGUACAUUUCUUACAUAUCUUGUGUUUUAAAUAUCAAAAAGCUGUUUGUGUAACGUAGUGUCCUAGGUAAGCAGCAGGCAGCUGGUCUUGUUUUUUAUGUUUAUUUUUUUUGCUUCAGAGAUGAUAUGAAUUUGAGCAGCCGAGUUGUUCACUUCGCAGCUCAUGAUGAUGAGGAAUUCUGUUGUUGCUUGUUCAUGUACAGAGCUUUCUUUGCUUUCUGUAGAAAAAAAAUCUGUGGCUUUUUAAAAAAUGUUGAAAAAAUGUUUGGAAAAAAAGAUGUUUUUUUAUUGGUGCUCCUAUACAUUGUGUAUACAAACUAUUAUGAAUACUAACAAAGUAAA
This is a messenger RNA of Dicentrarchus labrax (European seabass), 7253 nucleotides long. It is a transcript of the gene neo1a, whose product is annotated as neogenin 1a. The transcript is spliced from 29 exons. Gene Ontology annotation, cellular component: membrane. NCBI's taxonomy places the organism in Eukaryota, Metazoa, Chordata, Actinopteri, Moronidae. Gene Ontology annotation, molecular function: protein binding. The record is from RefSeq and is a predicted model, not a curated record. Bases 537 to 5060 code for a protein of 1507 amino acids. Gene Ontology annotation, biological process: cell-cell adhesion.